Sphaerulina musiva SO2202 is the source of this 498-nucleotide messenger RNA. RefSeq lists its product as uncharacterized. The record is from RefSeq and is a predicted model, not a curated record. Gene Ontology annotation, molecular function: protein binding. The annotation marks the transcript as partial. Lineage: Eukaryota; Fungi; Ascomycota; Dothideomycetes; Mycosphaerellales; Mycosphaerellaceae. The transcript has 2 exons.
AGGCUGUUGGUCACAGGAGAGCACAGCGAUCUCAUCAUCACCUGCAAUGGCCACAAGUGGAGCGUACACAAGGCCAUCGUGUGUCUCGCUUCAGACUUUUUCCAGGCUUGCUGCAAGAACUUCAAGGAGGCGUCUAGCGGUGUCAUCGACCUGCCUGACGACAGAUCGGACGCUGUAAAUGCGCUGCUGUGGUACGCUUAUACCGCCAAUUACGACGAUACCAAAGAAUGUAGUGUAUCCGACGGCCAGCUCAUCCCACGGCCGAUGCUCUUCAACGUCCUCGUACAUACUGUCGGCGAUAAGUACGGGAUGCGCAAUCUGUGCCAACUCGCCGAGGCCAAAUUCGAAAAGCAUGCUACCACGGAAUGGCGAAGCGACGGAUUUGCCGACGCCAUCAUCGAGAUGUCUUUGACGUCGCCGGAUCCCAAGAGAGUUCUCCUCAAGAUUGCCGCUGAGAUUGCGAUCACGCAUGCCGCUGAUCUAUUCACGGGCGAGGAG